AUGAGUACACUACAAGUCAACGUGGGAGACCGCCGUGUUUCUCGAUCGGACCCCCUCUCGCCGGAUUUAAUCAACUAUCUCAAAGAGUCCAUGCGAGAAUCGGUACAACAAGAUCCACCAUACGUUUUUGUCAUUUUUGGAGCAUCGGGAGAUCUCGCUCGAAAGAAAAUCUACCCAACUUUGUGGUGGCUUUAUCGCGAUGAUUUACUACCGAAAAACGUUCACUUCGUCGGUUAUGCUCGAUCAGAUCUAACGAUGGAGAAAAUUCGAGACAGCUUUGAAAAGAAUGCAAAGGUACGGGAUAACGAGAAAGACAAAUUUGAGGCAUUUUUGAAGCAAAACACAUAUAUCCAGGGUAGCUAUGAUAAGGUCGAGAGCUUCAAGAAACUACAAGAAUUUAAUGAUGAUUUACAGAAGAGGACGAAACAGCCCGUUAAUCGUCUCUACUACCUCGCUCUGCCUCCUUCAGUUUUCGCAGAAGUCACCCAACAUCUUAAGGAAGCUUGCAUGGACUAUGGCGAUUCUUGGACACGGAUAAUCAUUGAGAAGCCUUUUGGAACUGACAAAGAUCAGAUUUAUCGAAUUGAUCACUAUCUGGGAAAGGAAAUGGUCCAAAACCUGAUGACACUACGAUUUGGAAAUCGUCUGUUUGGUCCCUCUUGGAACCGUGAUCAUAUUGCAUCGGUGGUAAUAACUUUCAAGGAAGAUUUCGGUACUGCAGGACGGGCGGGAUAUUUCGACACUUCAGGCAUUAUUCGCGACGUUAUGCAAAACCAUCUAAUGCAGGUUCUUACCCUGCUUGCAAUGGAAAAACCCGUUUCCCUCAACGCUGAGGAUAUUCGAGAUGAAAAAGUUAAAGUUUUGAAAUCGAUGCCGCCUGUUGAAUUGAAAGACGUCAUUGUUGGACAGUAUGUUGCAAAUCCCGACUCAGCUCAUCCUGAAGCCAAGGCUGGCUAUUUGGAUGACAAAGAUGUUCCAAACGAUUCAGUUACACCUACCUAUUGCAUGGCGGUUUUGAAGGUAAAUAACGAGCGAUGGGACGGCGUUCCUUUCAUCAUGAAGUGCGGGAAAGGUCUCGAUGAAAAGAAAUCUGAGGUUCGAAUUCAAUUCCGCGAAGUCCCUGGUGAUAUUUAUGCUCCGGGUGAGCUGAAAAGAACCGAGCUCGUGAUUCGCGUUGCCCCAAAUGAAGCUGUCUACCUAAAAUUGAUGACCAAGAAACCGGGGAUGGAUUUUGGAGUCGAAGAGUCUGAAUUGUGGAUCUAUCCUACAAUAGUCGCUAUCAUGGUGUCCGUCUACCUGAUGCAUAUGAGCGUCUAUUCCUUGAAGUCUUUAUGGGAUCUCAAAUCAAUUUUGUCCGUUCCGAUGAGCUUGAACAUGCAUGGCUUCGGUGGCGUGAUCCCAGGAGUCGAUCACACAAAUCUCGAUCCAUCCGGACGAUCCGAUUUGCUCAGAACAAUCGAUAAAGCAAAGGUUCACAAAAAUCCCUCAAUUUUUGAUUUAGCAAUCAUGUAUUGUAGGACAAAGGAAAUAGCCGAAGCUGUUUGUGAAUGUGCGUCGAAUCGUUUCCAACGAAUCUAUCGAGAGGCUCUCAUUACUGUACCGAGCACUGUGAUCACGAGAAAUAGACUUUUGACCGAAAGUCGAACAGCUUCUUCUCCACUUGUUGACGAUUUAAGAAGUGCAGCCACUCCACCCCGAGCUCCAUCUGCUUCCACAGCUUCAACUGUGAACACAUCACUGGCAAAUGAUUACAUUCAAGAGGUAAAACAAAAAACUUGCAAUUUAAUGGGAAAUGUGCUUACUUUCGGCUUGCUAGUUGUUUGUCUACCAAAUGAACCUCGCGAAUUUGCAGAAUUAAUUGGAAGAUGGCAAGUCGGAGAUCUUCCCGUUCGAGAACUCACUCUAAAAUUGAUCGAACUCUAUGGCCCGGAAAGGAGACAAGCUCUCACUAAACUUGGUGCUCUGAUGGCCGAGCAAGAACAAGAAGAGUUUUAUUCGUUUUUGGCAAUCAACGGCGUUCAAGUGGAUCUGGAUUUCAGA
Messenger RNA from Mesorhabditis belari, 2040 nucleotides. NCBI's taxonomy places the organism in Eukaryota, Metazoa, Nematoda, Chromadorea, Rhabditida, Rhabditidae. The record is from the annotation of a GenBank genome assembly.